AUGGCGAGUGAGGUGGGAGCGUCGCUGGGAGCACGUGCCGCCAGCGGCGCGACUGCUGGCGGCAGCGACACCGCGGCGGAGUCCGCUGAUACCACGGGUGCGAGCAAGCCGACGAUUGCCAGGGGUUUCAGGGGCGCGGCGACCGCAGCGCGCGCGGGGCGAGCGGGGAGCGCGGCGCGCGAGACGGUGAACGCGGAGCUGCGCGUGGGCACGGUGGUGCUCGCCGGCUCGCUCGCGCAGCCGCGCUCCGUCUCCUUCGACCUGGGCCUCUGCCAACCCGUGUCCGAUAUCGCUGGCGCGAGCGGCGGCUCGGGAGGAGGCGCGGUGGACGCGCUGGUGUGGUGGGACGUGUUUUCGGAUCGCACGGUGUGCAACGCGGUGCAGCUGUUCGCAUCGCCCGACUGCUCGGGAGCAGCGGCGGCGAAAUAUGGAUUUGCGGGGUACAUGAGUCCCAUCAAGAUGCGCGCAUCAGUGAAGUCUAUCCGCUGCGUUAUCAACAACAUCUGUCAGAGUGCCAAGUGCCCUGAACACUCCACUCCUCGCUGUCAACAUCACUUCCGAGCCGCCGACCAAUUGUCACCUGGAGAGGCAGUUCUGUCAUGGGAGGCAGUCAUUGCCGCGUGGGGAAACCAGAGAGGCAGACUAGUCACCAGAGGCCAACAGGAAUCACACAACAGAAUGGCGCCCAAGGGUAGGACCCCGAGAGGGCAAAUUGAGACCGUCAAGAAGCCCGCUGCGGCUGCCCCCUCCAAGGGCAAGAAGUCCGACAAGGUCACCAACCCUCUGUUCGAGAGGCGCCCGAAGACGUUCGGAAUCGGCGGAGCUCUCCCCCCUAAGAAGAACCUUCACCGGUUCGUCAAGUGGCCCAAGUACGUGCGCCUGCAGCGGCAGCGCCGGGUGCUCAACCAGCGCCUCAAGGUGCCGCCCGCCAUCAACCAGUUCACCAAGACGCUCGACAAGAGCCUCGCUACGUCGCUGUUCAAGCUGCUGCUCAAGUACCGCCCCGAGGACCGCGCGGCGAAGAAGGAGCGACUGCUGAAGGCGGCUGAGGCGGCGAAGGAGGGCAAGACGGUUGAGUCAAAGAAGCCGGUUGUGGUGAAAUACGGCAUCAACCACAUCACUUACCUUAUCGAGCAGGGCAAGGCGCAGCUGGUGGUGAUCGCGCACGACGUCGACCCCAUCGAGCUCGUCAUCUGGCUGCCCGCGCUCUGCCGCAAGAUGGGCGUGCCCUACUGCAUCGUCAAGAGCAAGUCCCGACUCGGUCAGGUGGUGCACCAGAAGACGGCCACUGCGCUGGCACUCACAGCGGUGAAGAACGAGGACAAGGGCGAGCUGAGCAAGAUUGUUGAGUCGGUCAAGGCACACUUCAACGACAAGGGCGACGAGUUGAGGCGCCAAUGGGGCGGCGGCAUCAUGGGCAUCAAGUCGCAGGCCAAGAUGAAGGCCCGUGAGCGCAUCCUCGCCAAGGAGGUGGCGCAGCGCAUGGCUUAG
Messenger RNA from Closterium sp. Yama58-4, 1491 nucleotides. The record is from the annotation of a GenBank genome assembly. NCBI's taxonomy places the organism in Eukaryota, Viridiplantae, Streptophyta, Zygnematophyceae, Desmidiales, Closteriaceae.